CUUGCUGUGGCAACUAAGGCUCUGGUACUUCAUGGAGUUCAGGGACCUUUGAAACCAGAAAUUACCAUAACUUACAUUGCUGUUUCAGCUAUAUUCUUUAACAGUGGACUCUCCUUAAAAACUGAGGAGCUGACAAGUGCUUUGAUGCAUGUGAAACUACACCUUUUUGUCCAGAUUUUUACACUUGUGUUCUUCCCAACAGCAAUAUGGCUCUUUCUUCAGCUAUUAUCAAUCACACCUAUAAAUGAAUGGCUUUUAAAAGGCUUACAGACAGUAGGCUGCAUGCCACCUCCUGUGUCUUCUGCAGUGAUUUUAACCAAAGCUGUUGGUGGGAAUGAGGCAGCUGCUAUAUUUAAUUCUGCUUUUGGAAGUUUUUUGGGCAUUGUUAUAACUCCACUUCUGCUUCUGCUUUUUAUUGUCCGAAGGUACAUCAAGGACUGGCUUGAAAGGAAGAAGCCUCCAUUUGGCGCUAUCAGCAGCUGUGUGCUCCUGAUGAUCAUCUACACAACAUUCUGUGAUACUUUCGCCAAUCCAAAUAUUGACCUUGAUAAAUUUAGCUUGAUUAUAAUAGUGUUCAUAAUAUUUUCUGUUCAGAUGAGCUUCAUGUUUUUGACUUUCCUCUUCUCUACAAGGAAUAACUCUAGUUUCACACCAGCAGACACAGUGGCUAUCAUUUUCUGUUCCACACACAAAUCCCUCACCCUGGGGAUUCCAAUGCUGAAGAUAGUAUUUGCGGGUUAUGAGCACCUGUCCUUAAUUUCCGUCCCCUUACUCAUCUAUCAUCCUGCUCAGAUUCUUCUUGGCAGUCUGUUGGUACCAACAAUAAAAUCUUGGAUGGUUUCUAGGCAAAAGGCACUGAAGUUAACCAGGCAGCCCAAAGCACCCGUGAAGGUAUAAUUAUGGAGAUGGCCUGUGUCACAGUGAAUGUAUAUAUGUACUAUACUGUACACACAGACAAUUGAGACAACUGGGUAUUUGUGAAUGUUGCUUCAGUGCAUAUUUAAUUUUUAUAUAUAUACUUCAGUGCAUAUUUUAUUUUUAUAUAUAUAUAUUAAAAAGAUACCUGUUAAGUGCCUUACAGAUGCAUUUUUGGCAAAAGCAUUGUUUCCAGAAGCCACUUUGUUGGUUACUGCAAGAGGUUGUACAGUAUUUUGGAGUCGUUUAGUUUUUAUUUUUCUAACCAAGCUGUUUCUUCCAUUGCCCCUGUUUUGAAGCCAGGGCGCGUCAGCUUAAGUCUCUGUUUUAAACUAGCCAAAAUGACCAGAAGCCUAUCCCACUGCUGGCUUACCCUGGGGAAGAGCUUUCUGAAGGUUUUUUUUCCAAGAUUGACUUGAAUUUCUGUGUGACUGUUACACUCCCUAGUCAUAUGACUGUGACAUGCCUUUUUCUUCUGAGUUUGUGUAUACUCAGCAUGGGGCCAUCCAUUGGAUAGAAGCUGAGAAACAUGAAUUAUUUGCAUUUGUUGACACAGUUGUCUAGACAUUCCUUCAAAGUUAAUGGUUUCUCAAGAAAAUUCUUUCAAUUCCAUUGUAUGAUAUUGUGCCAUUGUAUAUCUUAAAUGCCUCGUAAGCUUCUUCAAAGAAUUGGUCUGGUGCUUGGGUUAUGAGUGAAGUAUUUGUGUUUGCAGCUAGGAGAUCUUUUAUAAUUUACCCCUGAAGAACACAAAUUUCUCUUUUUCUUUUUUCUUUUCCUU
Aptenodytes forsteri (emperor penguin) is the source of this 1693-nucleotide messenger RNA. RefSeq names its product solute carrier family 10 member 7 (gene SLC10A7). NCBI's taxonomy places the organism in Eukaryota, Metazoa, Chordata, Aves, Sphenisciformes, Spheniscidae. The transcript has 11 exons. The record is from RefSeq and is a predicted model, not a curated record. The annotation marks the transcript as partial. Gene Ontology annotation, cellular component: plasma membrane.